AUGUGAAAGGAAAGGUGGGAGUGUCUGGCAGACCCGUACACAAGACUAGGUCAGGCUAAAAUUGGCCUUUUUGAGACUAACACGAGGAAGGGACAGCGGGUCUGCCUUUCUUCUCCCUCUCUCAGCACACUCAUAUCCACCAUCCAACAAGAUGCAGAAUCCUAAUGAAGACACAGAAUGGAAUGACAUCCUGCGGCAGAAGGGCAUCCUGCCACCAAAGGAACCUGAGGUGACAGAGGAGAUGCUGACAGAGAUGAUAGAGCAAACCAUCCAAGAGAAGCAGAGUGCAGAUGCCCGUCUUGGGAAACUGAAUCUUGAAGAGCUGGAUGAGCUGGAGGAUGAUGAGGAUGAGGCCAUUUUGCUGGAGUACCGCAAGAAAAGGCUGGCCGAGAUGAAGGCUGAAAUUGAGGCCAGCAAGUUUGGAGAGGUGUUGGAAAUCACUGCCCAGGAUUAUGUGGAGAAGGUGAACAAGGCUGGGCCAGGUGUGUGGGUGUUCCUGCAUCUGUACAAGCAAGGUGUUCCUCUCUGUGCCCUCAUCAACCAACACCUCCCCAGACUAGCAGCAAAGUUUGCCAAGGUGAAGUUCAUCAAGGCUAUCUCAACUACUUGCAUCCCUAAUUUCCCUGACCGCAACCUUCCUGCGAUCUUUGUCUACUUUGAGGGCCAGAUGAAGAAGCAGUUCAUUGGAGCAGCUGAGUUUGGGAAAGACAAGAUCACGCUAGAGGAACUGGAAUGGAAGCUGUCCCGGACUGGAGCCUUCACUACUGACCUUGAGAGUGACCCUCGAGGGCCUAAGGUGAAGGACGUCAUGAUGAGUUCCCUGCGUGGUGGCCGUGACAGCAGUGGUGAAGAGAGUGAUGAGAAUGACUGGUGAGGCUGUGACAGAGGGGAAAGCCCUUAGGGGGGAGGGAGGCUUGAGACCAAUAAAUAUUUGAUGCUCUUGUUGUCUUUCUCUCUUUGGAUUGUGCUUCCAUAUCCUGAUGGUAUAUGUUGUUUUGUUUACUAGAGCUAACUGACUGAGGUUGGAUAUUUGUUAUGAUGUUUGGUAUCUUUUUAACAGAGGUGUUUUAUAUUUACUUAUUGAUACUUGUGUAUGUUUUGUGUAGUUUAAUUUUUACUAAUUUUAUUUAUUUUCUGUUGCAAUGGAGAGAUCUGUUAAAGUAAUGAAGAUUCGGUGGCCUGUCUGCCAGAAUUCUAGUCCUCCAAAGGGAUAAUGUGUCAUGGGUAACUCAUCCCUGUACAUUAGCUUCUUGGAAUCUGGUUAGUAUAUGAGCCAUAUAGCUAAAGUAAAGAGGUAGAAAGUAUCACUUGGAUGAUCAUGUUACAGAAUGGCAAGUAAAAGGCAACACACACACACACACACACACACACACACACACACACACACAAAAAAAAAAAAAAAAGCCCUGUGGAAUAGCAUUGCAUUACACCUGUCUCUUUAAUUAAUUUACUCAAUCUUUCAUUCUACUGACCAAGGUCUACCUAUCCUUCCUGUGUUCAUUUUGGAAGAUAAGCCUUAAGAUACUUAGAUUAAUGGUGCUAUUGAAAGAUACUUGAGUAUUGACUCGAUUUUCCCCCUGGUGAGUGAAAGCCUCCUGUCACCUGAAGAGACUGCCUUAAUCUCUCUAUCGUGAUUACUGUUCAUUUUCAUUUUUCUAUCACACACAUUCUUCAGUGAUUAAUUCAACAAGAAUUCAGUUAGUGGUAUACUAGUUCCCACAGGAUACCACAAUAAACAUCAUGUGCCUCUCUUGAUCAGCCUUGGCAUAUGUGCAUCAGGCAGCCACCAACAGAAUGUGUCGACUAAUUUAAUAAGUCAUUGCAAAUUAACAUGCCUGAUGUGUGUUGUAUUGUGUACCUACUUUUGAUGCUUACUUUGAAUGCUUUAUUUCUUAUUUCAGUUUUGCAGUUUAUUAUAAUUUAUUUAAAAUAUUGAGAGCUUUAUAAUGAAGUUAUGCUUUAAUUCUUUCUUGCCUUUCUUAGUUUCAUUAAUUUUUGAACACUUUAUAUACAUCAACAACUUUUCUGCAUGUUUAUUUUUGUCAUGUUACCCUCAUUGAUUUGAUCUCAGGAAGUAAAACAAUUGUGCCUUCAAUAGCAGGUGGAGGCUUUUUGGGCUAGUCACUGUGGUGCGCAAAACUUGAAAAUCUAUUUUUCUUCAGAAAACAUCUUUAUAAAUUGAUGUAAAAACUUUUAAUACCAAAAUGAAAAAAAUCUAAAAAUAUUUAAUAAACUGUUUUUAUGCA
Scylla paramamosain (green mud crab) is the source of this 2246-nucleotide messenger RNA. RefSeq names its product phosducin-like protein 3 (gene viaf). The record is from RefSeq and is a predicted model, not a curated record. NCBI's taxonomy places the organism in Eukaryota, Metazoa, Arthropoda, Malacostraca, Decapoda, Portunidae. The coding region runs from base 152 to 874 and encodes 240 amino acids. Gene Ontology annotation, cellular component: cytoplasm. Gene Ontology annotation, biological process: protein folding. The transcript has 6 exons.